Messenger RNA from Colletotrichum orchidophilum, 711 nucleotides. RefSeq lists its product as uncharacterized. The coding region runs from base 1 to 711 and encodes 236 amino acids. NCBI's taxonomy places the organism in Eukaryota, Fungi, Ascomycota, Sordariomycetes, Glomerellales, Glomerellaceae. The transcript has a single exon. The record is from RefSeq and is a predicted model, not a curated record. Gene Ontology annotation, cellular component: outer membrane.
AUGUCAGCACAGGAAUACUACGGCGGCACCCGCCAAAACACACACACCCCGGGCUCCUCAUCCUCCCGCCACAGCCAACACCUAUCCGCAGGCCCCCUCGUAGACAAAGCAGGCUACCGCCCCCGCUCCGCAAACUCGGAACGGCCCCGCUCCUCCUUCUCCUCCCUCGGCGUCCCGGGCUCUUCUUCCUCUUCACACCACCGCUCCCGUUCCACGGGUCCGCCAGGCUACGACGCCCAGCUCGGCACAGGCCAAGAAGGCGAACGCGGUCUCAUCUCCACCAUCGGCGGCGGCGCAGCCGGAGGCUACGCGGGGAAGAAGUUCCUCGGGGGUACACUCGGCGCCGUGGCGGGUGCCUUGGGCGGCGCCGUCGUCGCGAACAAGCUCGAGCACAGGUUGAGCGGGAGUCACCACGGCCACCAUGGCCACCAUGGCCACCACGGCCAUCACGGCCACCACUACCCGCCACCGCCGCCGCCUGCCCCUCAUCACUACGGCGGCCAUCACCAUCACCACAGCGGUCCACCCCCGCCACCGUACGGCGGUCAGUACUACGGCCCGCCGCACCAUGGCGGCGGCAGCCACCACUCCUCCGGCGGACUCGGGGGCCUGGUCGGGUCGCUGAUGGGUCGUGAAAAGCAACACGGACAUCAUUACGGGGGUGGUCACCAUGGCCACCAUGGCCACCAUGGCCAUCACGGAGGCUGGUAG